Molecule: messenger RNA, 1537 nt
Organism: Anoplopoma fimbria (sablefish)
Lineage: Eukaryota; Metazoa; Chordata; Actinopteri; Perciformes; Anoplopomatidae
Product: Ras-related protein Rab-33B-like
Exons: 2
Coding region: 9-692 (227 amino acids)
Biological process (GO): Rab protein signal transduction
Cellular component (GO): endosome; Golgi apparatus
Molecular function (GO): GTP binding; GTPase activity
Source: RefSeq, a predicted model, not a curated record
GAUGAGAGAUGGCAAUAGAAAACAAACCUGGGGACAAAUUUGACACCGUUUUCGGUCAAAGCGACUCCACUUAUGAGACUUCACCAGCUCGGAUCUUUAAGAUAAUAGUCAUUGGAGACUCAAACGUGGGGAAGACGUGUUUGACUUACAGAUUCUGCGGGGGCACUUUCCUGAAAAACCCCGAGGCGACGAUCGGGGUCGAUUUCAGGGAGAGGACGCUGGAGCUCGACGGAGAGAGUAUCAAGCUGCAGAUCUGGGACACGGCGGGUCAGGAGCGUUUCAGGAAGAGCAUGGUGGAGCACUACUACCGCAGUGUCCACGCCGUCAUCUUCGUGUACGACGUGACCAGCCUCUCCUCCUUCGAGAGCAUCCCCGAGUGGAUCGAGGAGUGCAGCCGGCACAGCGUGGGGCCCCUGGUGCCCCGCAUCAUGGUGGGCAACAAGUGCGACCUGAGGGACCGCCGGGAGGUCCCCACCACGGCGGCGCAGUGCCUCGCCGACAGCUACAACUUCCCGCUGUUCGAGACCUCGGCCAAGGAACCCUCCGAGAAGGAGCACGUCGACGCCAUCUUUCUGACUCUGGCGUACAGACUGAAGAGCCACAAACCGCUGCGACUGAAGCAGCCGAGAGAGAGCAGAGUCGGGCAGCUGUGGGACCAGAGAGAGCAGGAAGCAGCGACUUGUCAGUGCUGAAGUCACCUCCAUCCUGUAUGGAUGUACUCUUGAGUGUAGAGGUCAUCACAGGCCUUCUGGAUCGAUAAUGGUGCUGCUGGAAAGCCUGAGACUGAAUUCAGAAAGGCCUCUUAUGAUCAUGAGUUAGAAAAAGAAGAUACGUACCACUUUUUCCCUACCUGAUGCCAAGCAUAGCUUGUGACAGUAUGGGUCUAUAAGUUUGCACAAUAUGAAUUCAACAUUUCAAUGAAAAGCAUGAAUGGAAAUGGAGGUAUGCCAAACAUUUGUCACUGCACAUAAAAUUUUCUUUGAGUCAAAGAACAGAGCAUUGCAUAGUGCACUUUAAUAUGUAGACAAAUCAUAUGCAAUCAGCUGUCCAGUAGCACUACAACUCAUCUACAAUAUUCAACGCAGACAGUGAAUUAAGGGGCAAAAGAGAUUUCAGUGUAAUGAAACAGACAAACAAGGUCAAUUGAAACUGUGAAGAAAACCGUGCAAUCAUUUUUAAGUUAUGUUUAAAGUAAUAUUUCUGUUCUUUAAAUAAAUAAAUGCAGCAUGAUUUAUGGUGCUGUUGCUGAAUGUGUAUUUCUCAAAUAUAAAUAUGAACAUAACCAGCUUUGUGUCAGCUCAUUUGCCCACACAGUUCUUCAGAGAGAGUUCACCAAUUACAAAAUGUAGCUGUCUUUUGGGACGAAAUGCAUGAGUGAACAUGGAAACAUGGAAAUUGUUAUGCUGUAUGCAAGGUAUUGAUUGUAUGAGAUAAAAUCACAACUGACUGAUUUUUGCAUGUGUACAAUAAUGCAAACAUUUUCAAAAAGUAUGGAGAUCUGUGACAAUGUUACACUUCAACUUAAUAAAAGCGGUGU